AUGAUGAAGCCCGCCGGCGCCGGCGCAGGCCCCGGCCCCGGCCCGGGCACUGGCGCCGUCGAGGUCCGCGUCGAGCGCCCGCAGCGCCCGCCCGUGCACCACCCGAACACGGCCCGCCUCAGGGCGCGCCCCUACUACCGCCGAUGGACGCCCUGGCUCGUCCCGGCCGCCUCCAUCGCCUGCGUCGCCGUCUUCCUCGUCACCAUGUUCGUUAACGACUGCCCCAACCGCAGCGCCGGCAACUGCACCGCGGGGUUCCUCGGCCGAUUCGCUUUCCAGCCGCUCAAAGAGAACCCGCUCCUCGGCCCAUCCUCCACCACAUUGCUGAAGAUGGGAGCUCUAGAUGUAUCUAAAGUUGUGCAAGGUCGCCAGGGAUGGCGUCUGAUUACGUGUAUCUGGCUCCAUGCUGGGGUUGUUCAUUUACUCAUCAAUGUGCUUUGCCUUCUAUUUAUUGGUAUUCGACUUGAACAAGAAUUUGGGUUUGUGAGGAUUGGUCUUGUUUACCUCAUUUCUGGUUUUGGUGGAAGCUUGAUGUCUGCUCUUUUCAUCCGAGCAAGUAUUUCCGUUGGUGCUUCUGGUGCUUUGUUUGGACUGAUAGGGUCGAUGCUUUCUGAACUCAUCACAAAUUGGUCACUCUAUGCAAAUAAGGUGGCAGCAUUACUAACCCUGGUACUUGUAAUCGUGGUGAACUUGGCCCUUGGGAUACUCCCCAGAGUGGAUAACUUUGCUCAUAUUGGGGGUCUUAUAUCUGGGUUCCUUCUUGGAUUUGUUGUCUUCAUUCGACCACAGUUUGCGUGGAUUAACCAGAGAAGAGUAGCACCUGGACCACACGCUGCUCCUGCCGAACGCAAGCACAAGACAUAUCAAUAUAUAUUGUGGAUAGUUGCUGCGAUUCUGCUGAUUGUCGGGUUCACAGUGGCUAUAGUUCUGCUUUUCCGGGGAUAUAAUGCGAACGAUCACUGUUCUUGGUGCCAUUAUCUCAGUUGUGUUCCUACUAAAAAAUGGAAGUGCAACUCGUCACCGACAACAUGCACAGCAAUGCUACAGGGAAAUACCUUGAACUUCACAUGUGAAGGCAAAGGGAUACACCGGAGCUACAUUGUGGCUGAAGCUACGCAAGAUAAGAUAGACCAGCUCUGCAACCAGCUUUGCAGUUAG
Molecule: messenger RNA, 1158 nt
Organism: Triticum turgidum subsp. durum (durum wheat)
Lineage: Eukaryota; Viridiplantae; Streptophyta; Magnoliopsida; Poales; Poaceae
Source: the annotation of a GenBank genome assembly